Triticum turgidum subsp. durum (durum wheat) is the source of this 1644-nucleotide messenger RNA. The record is from the annotation of a GenBank genome assembly. NCBI's taxonomy places the organism in Eukaryota, Viridiplantae, Streptophyta, Magnoliopsida, Poales, Poaceae.
AUGGAAGCAAUCAUUUCUGAAUUUUAUACCACACUUGCCCUUCUGAAGCUUCUGGCUGACUGUCAAAGUCAUCGAGUCAACAAAGUCUUAAGUCUUUCGAGCUCAGAGCACCAUCUAUAUAGUGACGUGCUGGGAGGAGUUCCUGUUCAUUCGCGCUUCACAAUGGAGACAAUCAUCUCUGUGGUUCUUGGUGAUCUUGUUGGCAGAGCUAUAUCCUUCGUGGUCGAGAAGCGCCGCGAGAAGACAACCGCUGAGGAGGAUCUGCAGAGGCUGCGCCAGCUGCUUCUGAGGAUAAGUGCUGUUGUCGAGGAGGCUGAGGGGCGAUGUGUCACAAACCGGGGGAUGAUACAUCAAGCUAGCACGAUGCGAGAGCAAAUGUUCAGAGGGUACUACCUUCUCGAUGCCUUCAGGUGCAGAGAGAAGAAGACCGAUGACGAGGAGGUGAGUCACUUCUUGUUUGCUCAAUCCAAUUUCAAUCCGGCCAAGCGUUUUCGCCGCCUUUCUAGCAACACUCAGAUUGAGAGCACGGUAACUGUUAGAGUAAGCAGUCAGGAGCUUAAACAGGUUGUUCUUGGCCUAGAAAGCAUGCUUGUUGAUAUGAAGGAGUUUGCUAUAUUUCUGAUGAGCUACCCUCGCAUGUACCGCCAACCCUAUGGUGCAUAUUUAUUUGUGGACAAGUAUAUGUUUGGCCGCCAAAUGGAGAGGGAACAAGCCAUCCGCUUCUUGCUACAAGCAGAGCUUCCGUAUGGAAAUGUGGGUGUCCUUCCAGUUGUUGGUUCUGCAUAUGUUGGGAAGAGCACUCUUGUGGAACAUGUUUGCAACGAUGAGCGUGUACAAAACCACUUCUCCUUGAUCUUGCUCUACAUUGGAAACAACCUUCAAGAUGAAACGAUGACAACUUUUAGAGAUCAUUGCGUGAUCAAGCAUCAAAAUAUUUCCUUGGAUGAAGAGAAGUCGUUGGUAGUCAUUGAGCUCUUAGGGGACGUGGACAAAGGAGUAUGGAAGAGACUGCUGCACUCUUCUGAACGAUGCAUGCCACAUGGGAGUAAGAUCAUAAUCACAAGCCGAUCAGAGAAAGUGGCCAGUCUUGGAACAACGGAAGCCGUCAGGCUAAACUAUUUGUCUAAAGAAGCGUACUGGUAUUUCUUCAGGAUGCUCGUGUUUGGUAGCACGGAUCCGGAGGAGCACCCGAAGUUAACAUCCAUAGCCAUGGAGAUAGCCGUAGAGAUGUGUGGAUCUUUCUUAUACGCAUAUGUUGCUGCUGCCUUACUGAGAGAAAAUCUUAGUGCUCGGUUCUGGUACAGGGUUCUCAGACACCUUAGGGAGUACAAGCAGAAGAAUAUCUUGUUGUUAGGUGAAUAUCCUGCUGAGGAAGAUCAGCCUCGGUAUAUUUUGAGCUUGGCUAAAAGGCGGCAUGGUUCUGAGGAUACUAAGUUCCUUUUGCAAAGUAGUCACUGCCACAAUGGUCCUGCUUCUCAUGGUGGGCUUCCGAAGAUAACAAUGGUGGAUCUGCUAUCCGGCACCUGGAGCGCUAUGCCAAGGGGAAAAUUUGAGGUCUUGUCCUGGAGGUCUGUCAUACCACCGUACUACAGCUACACAACUGCUUGCGAGUUUGUCCGGCACAGCAGUAGUACCACAGCAUAG